Colletotrichum navitas is the source of this 978-nucleotide messenger RNA. RefSeq lists its product as uncharacterized. The record is from RefSeq and is a predicted model, not a curated record. Bases 207 to 830 code for a protein of 207 amino acids. NCBI's taxonomy places the organism in Eukaryota, Fungi, Ascomycota, Sordariomycetes, Glomerellales, Glomerellaceae. The transcript has a single exon.
GGGGUUUGUUGCUGAAACGGCGCCACGACCACGCGCAUCUCUCAGGCGGCGGUCCCCCCCACCACUUUCAUCAUCUUCCUCCCCCUUCUCGGAGCAUCAGUGUCGAGCUAGCUCAGAAAUCCUUCCCGCCGCUUGUCGCCGCGAUUUGUUCUGGAUCCCUCCAUCGUCAUCAUCCCAUCUCGGUUCACCGGCUUCGUUGAUCUCCAAUGGCUUUGAUGGGGAGUAUGCCCGUCCGGAGCAUCCUUGCAAGCGAGAAGCAAGAGGUCGGCCGGGAGCGUAGGGAAGAUGCCCUCCCGGAAAAAGAAAUAAACAAAAAUUGCCAAAUCACCUGGACGGCAUCCACGGUGAGCCGAGUUGGAAAAUUUCAGUUGCCGUCCUAUGCAGCCGUCCUGUUUCAAGAGCCUUCCUCCGAGGGGGUUCGAAUUCCACUGCUCAUCAUCGCAGGCCAGCGAGAUCAAUUCUCGAAUUCCUCGGUGCCAACCUGGAUGCCAGUAAUUCGACUCGGUGGCGGUCAUGAAACCCCCGCCUUGGAUACGCAUCUCAGCUCGGCGGAUCUCUUGUCAUCAACCUCAGACCGGACUUCGCCCCGGUGGACCCCUCGCUCUCUGCCUGAUUUGGCUUCCAUCUCGCAGUGCUUCUCGGGUUUUCACGUGGCCAAAGUCUCGGAUCACGUCCCCGAGGCUUGCAUCCGCUCCGCCACUCUUCCCGAGGUGGGUGCUGAUAUGACGUGGGAGAAAGGCCGUGGCAGCAGCAGCAGCAGCAGGCCUUUUGCCCUGUCGUUUGUUCCUCUUGCUUUCUCUCUGUUUUUUCCUCGCCCGAUCGUCAACUAAACACAUUUGAGGACUCACCCCCGUGCCCACAUCGUGGAUCCCACGCAGGGUCAUGGGCGCUAAACAUCUAAACCUUGCGCCGCAGAGCGGGCCUGUGCCCGGCAUCUCAGCCGUACGAUUGGGUCCCAAUAUAGUACUCAAUUUCUAU